Messenger RNA from Pelobates fuscus (common spadefoot toad), 2893 nucleotides. RefSeq names its product starch binding domain 1 (gene STBD1). Gene Ontology annotation, cellular component: membrane. Gene Ontology annotation, molecular function: starch binding. The record is from RefSeq and is a predicted model, not a curated record. NCBI's taxonomy places the organism in Eukaryota, Metazoa, Chordata, Amphibia, Anura, Pelobatidae. Bases 51 to 2417 code for a protein of 788 amino acids. The transcript has 2 exons.
GGAUGGGAGGGCCCUCGGCCGCUUUCUUCAUGUUAUUGCCUGGAUGAGGGAUGGUGCAAGCAGUGAAGGGUUCCCAGUCUCUCAGCCCUGCAGCAGGGAGACCUGAUAACACCAUGUGGGCAGCAGUGGUCCUGGGCAUACUGACAGCCCUGUUCGCUUGGCUUUGGUUUGGUAGAUCAGGGGAGGAAGAGGAGACAAGAACAGGGUCACCAGAAAAGCAGCUCCAGCCUGUGGUGGAGGAGGAGGAAGAGCAGGUAGCUAUUGCAGAGGAAGGUGAGGACACCUGUGCGGGGAGCAAUGUGAAGCCCCAGCAGGAAUGUGUGGGAAGUAAACCGCAGGAACUUGGAACAUCCCAAACUUUAGACUCACAGCAGUAUGUAGAGGGGGAAAGCCAUCAAGAACUCAGCACAACUUUAACCGUGGACACCCAGCAGGAUGGAAAGGGGAGCAAUCUGCAGGAACUUGGCACACUUCUAACCAUAGACCCCCAGCAGGAUAACGAGGGGAAAAGCCAACAGGAACUCAGCACAUCUCUAAGCAUGGACACAAAGCAGGAUAGUGAGGGGAGCAUCCUGCAGGAACUCGGCACAACGCUAACCAUGGACACCCAGCAGGAUAGAGAGGGGAGCAUCCUGCAGGAACUCGGCACAACGCUAACCAUGGACACCCAGCAGGAUAGAGAGGGGAGCAUCCUGCAGGAACUCGGCAGAUCUCUAACAAUGGACACCCAGCAGGAUGGAGGAGGCAAAAUACAACCGGAACUCAGCAAAUCUCUAAGCAUGGACACAAAGCAGGAUAGUGAGGGGAGCAUCCUUCAGGAACUCGGCACAACGCUAACCAUGGACACCCAGCAGGUUAGAGAGGGCAAAAUCCAACAGGAACUCAGCACAUCUUCAAGCAUGGACACAAAGCAGGAUAGUGAGGAGCGAAACCAGCAGGAACUCGGCACAACUCUAACUAUGGACACCGAGAAGAAUACUGAAGGGAGCAAUCUCAUCAUAACCGUGGACGCUCACCAGGAACUCGGCACAGCUCAUAGUCUGAAUUCCCCUCUGCAGGAUAAUGAGGGGACCAAACUACAGGAAAUUAUAACACCCCUACCUCUGGAGUCUCUGCAUGAUAGGAAGGGGAGCAAUCAACAAGAACUCAGAAUCCCCCAAACUCUGGAUUCCCAUCAGGAAGUUGAUGUAAACAGUUUGCAUACACCUGACACACCCCAAACCUCUGACCCCCAGGAACAGAACAAAGAGAGCAAGCUCCAGGAGCCCAGGGCAUCCCAAAGCCUGGAGUCCAAGGAACCGAAUGAAGGGAACAAGUUACAGGAGCCCAGCACAUCCCUAUCCACAGAACCCCAGCAGGAAAUUGGAAAGUGCAGACUACAGGAGCUCAGUGCCCCCUUAAAAACGGAGUCCCAGCAGGAGAGUGCAUGGAGCAAAUCGCAGGAUCUCCACACAACCAUUGUGGCUCAAGAAGCAACUGGUGAGACCCAAUCUGUAUUGGAAAAUGAAGAGCUGGGACUGCACCCUAGAGAAAUCCAAGAAACUUGCCAUGUAGCAGGCGAAGAGCUGGAUGAAGAGGUGACAGAAUAUAAACCAGAACGUAUUGAAACUGCUGAAGAAACACAAAGUGAUUUGUUGAAUAGUGAAGUUCUAAAAGAGUCUCCUCACAAAGAGAAAGCUAUGGAGUUAAAUGGGCAUUCUAUUACACACGAGAAGAUUGAAGUAGACCAGUAUAAAUCUGCUGAAGUAUCAGAAGGUGGCAUGAUCACUGAUGUCUUGACAAAUGGUCUUGAAACUCCUAUCGAUCCUUGUGUUGCUAUGACUGAUGGUGAUGUGUGUGGAGAGGUACUAGAUCAUGAAGCAAUCCAGUCAGCCAACACAUCUGAAGAAUUUAGACCUGUUGAGUUAUUGAAUAUUGAUAUUUGCAAAAGCAAAGGUGUACAAGAGAUGGACAACACUUGUAUCCAUUUGUCUCACCAACAAGAAGAUUCUUCUGAAAUCCAUGGGCUGAACAUAAAUGAUAAUGCUGUCGGCCUAGGAAAUCUAUCUGACGGAGACGUUAAGCCAUCAGAAGCUGAUCAUGUAAAGGUGAAGAAGGUUGCGGCUGUGCAGCCAAUGCUACAGAAUGUGAAUGUUGGUUUCAAAGUGCAUUAUAUCACUCACACGGACUCUCAACGCAUUGCAGUCACUGGUGAUCAUGAGCAACUCGGUGGUUGGGAUGACUAUAUCCCACUGACCUAUGAAAAAGAUGGUUUCUGGUCUCAUUCUGUUCUGCUUCCUUCUGACACCAAUGUGGAGUGGAAGUUUGUGAUGGUGGAAAAUGGGAAGAUAAGACGCUGGGAAGAGUGUAACAACAGAAUCUUAAAGACUGGACAUGAUGAUGUUAAUGCUCACCUGUGGUGGGCUAUCACUGAGUGACAUACCCCCAAAAAUAUCCUUCCCAGUUUUACUGUAGUAGGCCUCUUGAUCCUCCUCUUCCACCAACACCUUUCCCCAUGCAAUGAAUGGAAUGUUCUGAGUUAGGAGGGGGUUUCCUUCUUUAUUCAACUGAUUCAGGAUUGUUAGUUUAAUAAUUACCAGGGCCAACUAGGAUAUUGAGAGCGUGUUAACAUGUUGGGCAAACAACCUUUUGACCCAUAUUAUGAAAGUUAUAUUUUAGCCCAGGGUCAAUAGUUUUUUCUUAAAUGUCGUAGCUUAAAAUUGCAAUAUCAUGAAUAAAUGCUGCUAUUUAUACAUUUUUAUUUAUAUUUCCCCCCCACCCCUAUCCUUAUGUUCCAUUAAGUACAAAUUUAAACAGUCAUGCACUUUGUAAUGGUCAUAUUCUGUUAAAUGACUGAAGAGUAAGGUCAAGUGAAAUAUUAAUUUACAAAUUAAAUGGAUGUUCACUUCAUGGA